AUGGCAUCAGGGAACCUCACAUGGGUGUCAGAAUUUGUCUUCCUGGGGCUCUCCCAGACUCAGGAGCUCCAGCUCUUCUUGUUUCUGCUGUUCCUGCUUGUCUACACCACCACUCUCAUGGGAAACCUCCUCAUCAUGGUCACAGUGACCUUUGAUUCCCGGCUCCAAACACCCAUGUAUUUUCUGCUCCGAAACUUGGCUGUGCUAGAGCUCAGUUUCUCCUCAGUCACUGCCCCGAAGAUGCUGGUGGACUUCCUCUCUAAGAAGAAGAGCAUCUCCUACCAGGGCUGCAUGGCCCAGAUCUUCUUCUUCCACUUUCUGGGAGGUGCCAUGGUCUUCUUCCUCUCAGUGAUGGCCUAUGACCGACUUGUUGCCAUCUCCCGGCCCCUCCACUAUGUCACCAUCAUGAACACUCAGCUCUGUGCUGGACUGGUGGUGGCAAGCUGGGUGGGAGGCUUCAUCCAUUCGAUUUCCCAACUGGCUCUGAUGCUCCCACUGCCUUUCUGUGGCCCUAACAUCCUAGAUAACUUCUACUGUGAUGUUCCACAAGUGCUGAGACUCGCCUGCACUGACACCUCCCUCCUGGAGUUCCUUAUCAUUUCCAACAGCGGGGUGCUGGUCCUCAUCUGGUUCCUCCUCCUCCUGGUCUCCUACUCAGCCAUUCUGGUGAUGCUGAGGUCCCACUCAGGGCAGGCGAGGAGGAAAGCAGCUUCCACCUGCACCACCCACAUUAUCGUGGUGUCUAUGGUCUUUGUUCCAAGCAUUUACCUCUAUGCCCGGCCCUUCACCUCCUUCUCCAUGGACAAAGCUGUGUCCAUUAGCCAAACUAUCAUGACCCCCAUGCUCAACCCCAUGAUCUACACCCUGAGGAACCAGGAGAUGCAGGCAGCAGUGAAGAGAUUAGGGAGGUGCCGGCUGGCUUAUAGAAAGGGAGUGAUAGCGGAAUGA
Messenger RNA from Budorcas taxicolor (takin), 948 nucleotides. Its product is annotated as olfactory receptor 4D2-like. Gene Ontology annotation, molecular function: G protein-coupled receptor activity; olfactory receptor activity. Bases 1 to 948 code for a protein of 315 amino acids. The record is from RefSeq and is a predicted model, not a curated record. The transcript has 2 exons. Lineage: Eukaryota; Metazoa; Chordata; Mammalia; Artiodactyla; Bovidae. Gene Ontology annotation, cellular component: membrane. Gene Ontology annotation, biological process: G protein-coupled receptor signaling pathway.